This is a messenger RNA of Drosophila ananassae, 1851 nucleotides long. RefSeq lists its product as uncharacterized. The transcript is spliced from 4 exons. The coding region runs from base 1 to 1380 and encodes 459 amino acids. The record is from RefSeq and is a predicted model, not a curated record. NCBI's taxonomy places the organism in Eukaryota, Metazoa, Arthropoda, Insecta, Diptera, Drosophilidae.
AUGUCUCUCGGAAAUGUGGCCAGUCAUCAGGACCUACAGCACACACAGCAUCCUCUACUUGGAGUCAUUGGGGUGAACAAUGCGACAAAGGCUAGAAAGGAGUCGGGAGUGGAAUGGAAGUUGGAACGGCAAUCAACUCAGACCGCGACCUUCUCUUGCAGUCAAACGCAUCGCAUGCAUUACUAUCCCCACCACUUUCAACCGAACCACUAUUACCCGAGCCAUUACCACCAGGCCCAGCUGGCUGAGUAUGCGCACUUGGGGCCAAUGGGCCAGAUGGGGCACCGACCGGCAUUGGUGGCGGCGGCCAGCAACAACAACGGAGCCUACGCUCCAACGUCGACUGGCAGCGCACACUCCGGCUAUGGCAUCGAGCCUUCCGUGGAGUACGAGCUGCAGCCGGAGUCGCAGUCGUAUCCGAGUGCAGGCAGUGGGCCCGCAUAUCCGCCCCACCACCACUCACCGCCGCAUCAUGCUCCUCCGCCACCGCCCAUGACCACGAAAUCCUCGAAGAAGUCAAAGAAAUCGGGUGCCGCUGUGAUGAACGCACUGACGCUGCUCUCGUUCUUCUUCUUUGUGAACAUGCUCCAGAACUGCCUGAAGGAUCACACGGCGGACAUGAAUCCCACCGUAAUGGUGCUCACGGCCAGCGGCAGUCGCAAUCGCUUCAACAAAUUAGCCGAGAUGAACUCACGCGAACAGACCUCCACCAUGGCCACGGCUGAGUCAGUGGCGGAGUCGGUGGCAGAGCCAUCUUGGCAGCUGCAGCCGGCCGUGGUGGCGGCACCCGCGUCCAGCUUGCCGGCCCAGCCCCUUGCCACUCCCGCUGUGGUGCUGCAAUCGCCGUACAGUGGCGGAUCAACGCACCAGCACAAUCCCAAGCCAAAUCCCCACGAUUAUCGGCCCCACAUUGAGGACGAUGAUUAUAAUUAUGGGCAACGCAGGCCACCUCCGCCGCCCCACACCGCCGCCGAUACGUAUCCGUACCCUAAUCGCACUCACGUGGACCACUCCUCGCGGCCGGACUUUGAAUCGGACUCCAGACCCGGGUCUGAUUACUAUCAGCACCACUAUUACCCGGACGGGAACGAGUCGCCCCGUUACGGCUACGGGUACGGGUACGGAUCGGGAAGGCGGGGGCAGCAGCAUCCUUGGUCUUACGGCUCGCAUGCUGGCAGGCAGCGCUACUCAUCCGCACCGUGGUCUUCAGCUUCGUUGGGCGCUCAGUCGGGCGUGAGCUCUUACUUGGAUAAUGCCCAGCGCCGGCAAGGUGGCGAUGAUGACCGGAGCUAUGGGGAUGUGGGGGCGGAUGGGGAUGAUGACGAUGGUCAGCAGUCGCGACGCCGUGAUGCUUUCUAUACCCGCACACGCAUUAAUUGAAUGCAAGAGUCCCGCGCACAUUUCUAAACCAGUGGGGGAGGAAAUUGGUAACAUUAACCCAUUCGGAGCGAGUGGGGUUGGUCUGACCAUUUCACCAGCCGGGUUUAAGUCUUUAAUCUCUGAGAUGGAUUUAUUUAGAGUAGGUUCAUUUGUAGCAAGACCCUAGUCAACAUUUUAUUAAAACACCUAAAGUAUCUACUUUUUAUUAUUAAUAUUUAAUUUAGAAAAAUUUAAAUGCAAAUUCUCUGAUCAAUCGCACUCUCCCCAGUAUAGAAAUAUUUUUAACCUCUACUAAAUAGUAAGUAAAACUCUAGAAAUUAGAUAGGUACUAUACAUAUAUUACAUAUUUAAGCAUUGAAAUAAAAAAAUUUAGGGUUAAUAUAGCUUAGCUCACAUGCAUUUAUAAUUAAAAGCAAACAACGAGUAGAACAGCUGACAAAAAAUGAAUGGAAAAUCGUGGUUUGCUUGUGG